AUGGCAUCCAUCCCUGCCGAAGAACACGCUAGCUCGCUGUCCAAUGACGCGCUGUUGGGCGGCCACAGCAGGAACAAUAGCCACGGACCGGGUAUUCACAAGAGGACCGGGUCAGUAUUUACUUACCCGCCGCACUACGGCUCCUACCUCCAACCGCUGCUCCCAGAGCUCUGGAAGCAGGCGAUGGAUUCUAUGAUGGCGCAAGGACUCGCGAAUACCGACCACAUGCCCUCGCCAAACUUCAACUAUAUGGCCGCGGCCGGCCCCAGCACCCCACGCUCGGAACCUCUCAUAUCUGCACUUGCGGCGAUGGCUGCCAGUGCGUCGGCUGCGCUGCUCACCCGUACAACGAUGCGACGCAAAACUAUGUCAAGUCUGCCUGGAACAUGA
Messenger RNA from Parascedosporium putredinis, 390 nucleotides. The record is from the annotation of a GenBank genome assembly. Lineage: Eukaryota; Fungi; Ascomycota; Sordariomycetes; Microascales; Microascaceae.